AGCGGUGAGAAGGCACGACCGAGGCAUUGCCGCGACUGGUAUGCAUCCUUGUUUUUUUAAUCUAUACCGAGAUCCAUCAGAAACGUAGAACCCGAUCGAAGGAAGCUCUUGGGCCACGCAGGUCUCUCCGACGGUGAUCGCCACUCUUUCGCUCCGGCAGCCACCCGCCGCGGUGCACAGGACGCGUGUCAAGUAUUGCCGUUGCGACGGUUUCCGCUAAAUCCUGGAACUGCCGUACGCUUAGGAGACUAGACAAGUCAGCGCGCUGCGUAAAUCGGGCUAUGGUCGAUUGACCGGGAGGCUGUCCAAGUUCGACAACGAUAACCGUUGAACAUCGCCGGAAACAAUGGCAUUCGGGUGCCCCCACCAGUGUUUCCUUGUCCUGCAGCCCGCCGUUUGUAUCUUCCAUUUGAGUCUGGUAUGUAUGUCCACACAUACAGAACACCGGAAGCGCCAAGCCAUAAAAACCAGCCAAGAUGUCUUUGCGGGAGGGCUAUCGCCAUCGCCGUCGUCUUCCGUCGUCAUGGCCCCCAUCACUCUACCAAUGAAUUUGCAACAUUCGUCGGUCUUUUCGAACAAGUCUGUUAAUCCCGCGCCGCAGUCGGUUCCAGACAUCUGAAAUCUAUGGUAUCGGGAACAG
Messenger RNA from Canariomyces notabilis, 640 nucleotides. RefSeq lists its product as uncharacterized. The record is from RefSeq and is a predicted model, not a curated record. NCBI's taxonomy places the organism in Eukaryota, Fungi, Ascomycota, Sordariomycetes, Sordariales, Chaetomiaceae. Bases 347 to 619 code for a protein of 90 amino acids. The transcript has a single exon.